This is a messenger RNA of Chara braunii, 1404 nucleotides long. The record is from the annotation of a GenBank genome assembly. Lineage: Eukaryota; Viridiplantae; Streptophyta; Charophyceae; Charales; Characeae.
GGGCGUCGGGCCACUUGGCGAGUCGUCAAGGGCAGUGACACCCAUCCGCCCGUUGGUGUCUUCGCCUACAAUGCGGCAGAGGGCGACCGCAAGUGCUGCAAACAAUGAUGGGACUCCACCGGAAGACAUCGGGAGGCAGRCGUGGGAGAACUGCCGCCUACAGAUGCGGCGUGAUGCCACGGAGAACAUAACCACCGGUGUGUCCAGGCUUAGUGUGGGGAGCGACGUGGAUGCGGACGACARCCGUCGGGCGAGCGGGGACGAGUCUCCGGAUUSCCGUUACGAAGAGGACGUGGAAGACGGUGAGGGGCUGGAGAUCCGACCUGUGGCUGCGCGUGGUGGACGGARGGGAGGACGCGGACGUYAGCAGAGGGGCGAGUCGCGUGGUGGCCGAGGAUCGAGGGCUCCUGUGGGCGACAAGGGUGGAAAGCACCCAGCUUGGAGUGUGGAGGAGAUGUUGAAGCUCGCUCGAGCGAAGCGGGAUCAGCAAGCUCAUUUCGAGGGAAUGCCACACAACUACGGCCGCAUGCGCAACAGGGAGUGGAAGCUGCUGGACCUGCAGAAGCGGWUGGCGGAGGUCGGAGUGGACAGGACAACGGACGACAUAGGGAAGAAGUGGGACAACAUCUUCCAGCARUACAAGAAGGUGCAGCGUUACCAGAACAUGUCCGGCGGGAAGAACUUCUUCACAUUAACUCCUGCAACGAGAGCGGACGAGCGUUUCAACUUCCGAAUGGAUGARCGAGUCUUCWAUGAGAUCGACAACAUGUCGAAAAAUAACAGGACCAUCUACCCGGACAACGUGGCAGACACGAACGCACGCGGAGGAGUGCCGCCAGCRAUGGAUGGUCACCGCCAGUCGGCCGUUGGUGGAGAGUCCUCUGCUGGUGGAGAGGGGGGUGAUGGCGUUGACGAAGAUGUGGGUUCAGUGCAGGAGACGGGGUUCUGUGCAGGGAGCACGGGCACUCCAGYGAAGAGGAAGAACAUGCGGCAGCAGACCUUCGACGCCAUCGCCGAAGUCAUGGACAAACACGGUUCAUUGAUGGUGGACACGGUAGAGGGUGCGAGCAAACRGCAAUCAUCUAGAGUACAUGAUAAGGGGGAGGAAGAGGAAGAUGAAGAGGAGGAGGAAGACGAAGAGGAGAGAGACGAGGAAGAUGGCGAUGAGGAGGAGGAGGAAGAUGAAGAGGAGAAAGACGAGGAAGCUGGCGAUGGGGAGGAGCGAGAUGUCGGGUUACAGGACGAGGAGGAGGAUGAGGAAGAAGGCGCUGGGACGAAGACGAUGCUAGGAACUUCAAGGAAGAGGGCGAAGAUGUCGGCUUACAGGACGAGGAGGAGCAUGGCGACAAUGACAGGGGGGAGGUGGAGAAAGUAGACUUACCAGCGAUGGCGACUCUUGGCGAC